Messenger RNA from Vicugna pacos (alpaca), 2994 nucleotides. It is a transcript of the gene TPCN2, whose product is annotated as two pore segment channel 2. Gene Ontology annotation, molecular function: ligand-gated sodium channel activity; voltage-gated channel activity; intracellularly phosphatidylinositol-3,5-bisphosphate-gated monatomic cation channel activity. Gene Ontology annotation, biological process: calcium-mediated signaling; endocytosis involved in viral entry into host cell; monoatomic ion transport. NCBI's taxonomy places the organism in Eukaryota, Metazoa, Chordata, Mammalia, Artiodactyla, Camelidae. The record is from RefSeq and is a predicted model, not a curated record. Gene Ontology annotation, cellular component: lysosomal membrane.
AUGGCUGACCCCCAGGAGGAAUCGAAACCCCUUUUAAGCCGGGUUCGCGGCGGCAGCGGCCGCGACCGCCCAGAAGGCGUACCCGCUUGCCGCAGCGUCCAAGUCGGCCCUGGCAGCACAGCCAGGCGGGAUCUGUGCUUGGACCAGGCUGUGGUCUUCAUCGAAGACGCCAUCCAGUACCGCUCCAUUAACCACCGCAUGGACGCCAGCUCGCUGUGGCUCUACCGGUGGUACUACUCCAGCUUGUGCCAGUGGAUUCUGAGCUUCACUAUUUUCUUGAUCCUGUUUUUGGCUUUUAUUGAGACCCCUUCCUCACUCACCAGCACCGCGGACGUCCGCUACCGCCCUGCGCCCUGGGAGCCGCCCUGCGGCCUGACCGAGGGCCUGGAGGCGCUCUGCCUGCUGGUCUUUGCGGCCGAUGUCUCUGUGAAGAGCUACCUGGUGGGGUGGGCCCAGUUCCGGAAGAACCCCUGGCUGCUGGCCUACCUCAUGGUGCUGGUUGUGUCUCUCAUGGACUGGAUCGUGUCGCUGAGUCUCGUUUGUCACGAGCCCCUGCGGGUGCGCCGGCCCCUGCGCCCCUUCUUCCUCAUGCAGAACUCCUCCAUGAUGAAGAAGACGCUCAAGUGCAUCAGGCGGUCGCUGCCGGAGAUGGCCAGCGUCGGGCUGCUGCUGGCCAUCCACCUGUGCCUCUUUACCAUGUUCGGGAUGCUGCUGUUCACCAGCGAGAAGGACGCUGGGCAGGACAAGGAGAGGCUGACCUACUUCCGCAACCUGCCAGAGGCUCUGACAUCCCUGCUGGUGCUGCUGACCACAGCCAACAACCCUGACGUGAUGAUUCCGGCGUAUUCCAAGAACCGGGCCUACGCCAUCUUCUUCAUAGCCUUCACCCUGAUAGGGAGCUUGUUUCUGAUGAACCUGCUGACGGCCAUCAUCUACAAUCAGUUCCGGGGCUACCUGAUGAAAUCUCUCCAGACCUCGCUGCUGCGGAGGCGGCUGGGGACUCGGGCGGCCUACAAGGUCCUCUCCUCCGUGACAGCAGCGGGAGAGGCCCACCCCGAGGGAGUCGGGGUGAAGCCCCAGGACUUCUUGCACGUGCUCCAGAAAGUCCAGCUGGACAGCGACCACAAACAGGCCAUCAUGGAGAAGGUGCGUUCCCACGGUGGUGACCUGCUGUCAGCUGAUGAGUUUCAGAAACUCUUUGAUGAGUUUGAUAAAAGGGUGAUUAAAGAGCCCCCGCUGCGGCCCGAGUACCGGUCUCCGUUUCUGCGGAGUGCUCAGUUCGUCUUCAGCCACCGCUACUUCGACUACCUGGGCAACUUCAUGGCCCUUGGCAACCUCGUGACCAUCUGUGUGUUCCUGGUGUUGGAUGCAGAUGUGCCGCCCGAGGACCGGGACGACUUCGUGCUGGGGAUUCUCAACUUCGUCUUCAUCCUGUACUAUCUGCUGGAGCUGCUGCUCAAGGUGCUGGCUCUGGGCCUGCGGGGGUACCUGGCACACCCCAGCAACGUGUUUGACGGGCUCCUCACUGUCGUCCUGCUGGUUUUGGAGAUCUCCACUCUGGCUGUGUACCGAUUCCCUCACCCGGGCUGGAAGCCGGAGAUGCUGGGGCUGCUGUCUCUGUGGGACAUGACGCGGCUGGUGAACAUGCUCCUCGUCUUCCGCUUCCUGCGCAUCAUCCCCAGCAUGAAGCUGAUGGCUGUGGUGGCCAGUACCAUCAUGGACCUGAUCAAAAACAUGCGGGCUUUUGGUGGGAUCCUGGUGGUGGUCUACUACGUCUUCGCCAUCGUUGGCAUCAGCCUGUUCCGAGGCGUUGUUGUGGCUCCUGGAAAUAGCAGCCUGGCCCCUGUCAACGGCUCAGCGCCCUGCGGGAGCUUCGAGCAGCUGGAGUACUGGGCCAACAACUUUGACGACUUUGCUGCUGCCCUGGUCACUCUGUGGAACGUGAUGGUUGUGAACAACUGGCAGGUGUUCCUGGACGCCUUCCGGCGCUACGCGGGCCCGUGGUCGAAGGUCUAUUUCGUGCUGUGGUGGCUGGUGUCAUCUGUCAUCUGGGUCAACCUGUUUCUGGCUCUGAUUCUGGAGAACUUCCUUCACAAGUGGGACCGCCGCAGUCACCUGCAGUCCCUCACAGGGGACUCGGAGGCCACCUCUCAGAUGACGGUGGAGCUCUUGUUCAGGGAUGUCCUGGAGGAGCCCACGGAGGAGGAGCUGAUGGAGAAACUGAGCCAUCACCCACACCUGCAGCUGUGCAGGUGACAUCCUGGUGCGCCCCCCCAGCGGGGGCGGCGAUGCGGCCUCGGGACAGACAGCGACCAUGGGAGGAGGCGGGCGGCGGCCCCAAAGAGAGACUUUCCCUUGGACAGAACCACUGGGUGCACCUGAGGCCGGGAUGGAACGCAGGCCCUGGUUUGCUCCCGAGCAGAAUCACCCCCACAGCUUCGGGCGCCAUCCACGCCACCUUUCUUGGUCACCUGUUUCCAUGAGACUUGCUUUUCUAAGUGUGGAAAGAGGGUGACUCCACAGGGACCUUUCAGACAGUCUGAAAAGCAAGACACAGCGACCUUCCGUGCCUGCCCUGUGAUUGCCGUGGUGCCUUCACUGCUGGUGGCCCUCAGGGACCGGAGGCCCACAUGAGGCCUGCACAAGCCGACCGGCAGCUUUCUGGGGCGUUAAGCUUGGGGUCCUGGCUUCACACGAUGAGAAUCUGGAGUGUGUUUUACUGUUUUCUGGGUUGUAGGAGUGUGAUGGGCUGUGUUUCUUACGAGUCCGAGUGGCAGUCAUCUUCAUCAGUAAGUCUUGCAAAGGAUGGGCUUGUCACCCUUACUCGGACACAGCCUGCUCCGUAUGUGCCUCUGGACUGGGGCUGCCGGGGCCCAGCCUGUCAGGACCAGAGUUGUGGUUGGACCAGCCCUGGGGUUUUUACAAUGAUUGCAAGAUGCCUUUCAGCAACAGCUAUCAGGAAACUGAAAAAAUAAAGGUUUGUUACUUACAAGA